Cynara cardunculus var. scolymus (artichoke) is the source of this 975-nucleotide messenger RNA. RefSeq lists its product as uncharacterized. Gene Ontology annotation, molecular function: polysaccharide binding. Bases 1 to 924 code for a protein of 307 amino acids. The record is from RefSeq and is a predicted model, not a curated record. The transcript is spliced from 3 exons. Lineage: Eukaryota; Viridiplantae; Streptophyta; Magnoliopsida; Asterales; Asteraceae.
AUGGCUAGACCCAUCUUCAUCCUUCUGUUUACAGUCUCAUUGGUUCCACUGAUCCAUGGCUCGGGUCAGGGUGCGGCCCAUCUGUGUCGAGCCUACUGUGGCAACAUAACCGUCGAUUACCCAUUUGCUCUUCAAUCCGGAUGUGGCCAUCCGAGCUAUCGAGACCUCUUGUUUUGCUUCAAUGAUGUUCUUAUGUUCCACAUUAGCUCGGGUUCAUACCGGGUUCUAACCAUCGACUACGCGUAUCGGUCAAUGACCCUACACGACCCGCAUUUGUCGACGUGUGACUCGAUCGUGCUCGGCGGUCGGGGAAAUGGGUUCGUGGUGGAACAUUGGCGAACACCUUAUCUGAGCCCGACUCCAGAUAAUGUGUUCAUGUUGUUGGGUUGUUCAGCUCAAUCGCCGUUGUUCCAAGGGUUCCCGACUUCGAAGCAUAUGCCAUGUAGAAACGUUUCGGGAAUGGGGUGCCGGGAGUAUUACGGUUGCGAGGGUUGGACCAGUGUUGGACUGGCUCGUGGGGGUUUGGGUUAUGGGUCCGGACCACCGGUUUGCUGUGGGUUAGAUUUCGAGGCAAUUAAGGGUGUGAAUCUUAGUAAGUUGGAGUGCCAAGGGUACAGUAGUGCGUAUACGCUAGCACCAUUACGAGUUAGCGGUCCAUCGGAGUGGAGAUACGGGAUACGAGUGAAGUUUGCCGUGGAGGUCAGUAACGAUUCGUUUUGUAAAGCUUGCGAGGCCACGGGCGGAUCUUGUGGGCACGAUGUCGAAAGGUUUGGUCCGUUGUGUAUUUGUGGGAGUUGGAAUUCGACCUCAAAUUGCGAUUCAAUUAUCAAAUUAUCAGUCGGAGGAACCUCGCCGCCAGCAGAUAAAUUAUUAGGAUUAUUGAUUGCAGCAUCUGCUUUCUGGUUUACGUCUUUUCGAAAUUGACAACUCCGUCUCGACUGAAUUGGAAAUCGAGGUUAUCAAAAGGAAUCAACC